Quercus lobata is the source of this 2308-nucleotide messenger RNA. Its product is annotated as putative receptor-like protein kinase At4g00960. Gene Ontology annotation, biological process: protein phosphorylation. The transcript has 7 exons. Bases 63 to 2048 code for a protein of 661 amino acids. The record is from RefSeq and is a predicted model, not a curated record. Gene Ontology annotation, molecular function: ATP binding; protein serine/threonine kinase activity. Lineage: Eukaryota; Viridiplantae; Streptophyta; Magnoliopsida; Fagales; Fagaceae. Gene Ontology annotation, cellular component: plasma membrane.
UUCACUUUACUCCUUGACAUGAAGGUUCCGAACCUAGCAUUCUAUAUUAAAUCUUCCCAUUAAUGCAAAAAUACAGAGUGACAAUAAUAAUGAGCACUUCAAGAUUAUCACUUUUCUUCUUCUAUGCCAUUCUCAUUUUCCUUGUUAAUAAUCCCACCAUUAAUGCGCAGAGAGAUCCCUACGUGCUUCACGAGUGUUCAACUACUGGUAACGUUACUAGUAACAGUACCUUUAGAGCAAACCUUAAUACCCUCAUCUCCACUCUUUCUUCCAACACACAAAUCGAUUAUGGGUUCUACAAUUUCACUGCCGGAGAGGGCACCAACAAAGUUUACGCCACUGGGCUUUGUAGAGCUGAUCUUUCACCAACUGAUUGCCGUAGUUGUGUCAACAUAUCAGCUCACGAGCUCUUACAAUUGUGUCCAACACAGAAAGGGGGUGUCAUGUGGUACAUGAAUUGUACAGCUCGAUACUCAAACAACUCGAUAUUUGGUGUUAUGGAAACUAAACCUACUCGAGCUCUUGUAAGUGGUGAUGUCUCGAACUUGACUGAGUUCAACGCGGUGUUAAAACCCUUAUUUUAUGACCUGAGAGUUAGAGCUUCAGCUGGAGGUAUUUUUCGCAAGAUUGCAGUUGGAACUGCGUACUAUAAAAGUGACAACUAUACGAUGUACGGGCUUAUGCAGUGUAGUCCUGAUUUGUCAGAAAUCGAUUGUAGUAAUUGCUUAGUUGAUGCUCAAAGCUAUAUUCAAGAUUGCUGUAGUGGAAACAGGGGACUGAGAAUUCUUGCACCAAGCUGUAAUUUAAGAAUAGAGACCGACCAAUUCUAUGACAGCACUCUUGUUCAAUCUCCACCGUCAUUAUCUCCUCCUUCUCCUUCUCCUCCGCCUUCAAAAGGAAAGGGGAGUAACUCAUCUAAAACUAUCAUCGCCAUAGUUGUGGUGGUGGUCAUUCUCGUUGUAAUAAUCAUCUGCUUCUGCAUCUCUUUAAGGGUGAGGAAGCAAAGAAAGAAAGCUAAAACAGUGGAUGAAAUUAGCAGUACUGAAUCCUUGCAUUUCGAUUUUCCAACAAUUAGAGUUGCUACAGAUAACUUUUCUGAUGCAAAUAAACUUGGGCAAGGCGGAUUUGGUGUUGUUUAUAAGGGUAGGCUCUCCAAUGGACAAGAAAUUGCUGUCAAAAGGCUAUCCCAGGGUUCUGGACAAGGUGAUUUAGAAUUUAAGAAUGAGAUAUUGUUAGUUGCUAAGCUUCAACAUCGGAAUUUAGUUAAGCUUCGAGGUUUCUGCUUGGAAGGAUGUGAAAGGCUUCUGAUUUAUGAGUUUGUGCCAAAUGGAAGCCUCGAUCAAGUUAUAUUUGAUCCUACAAAACGUGCAUAUUUGGAUUGGCAAAGGCGUUACAAAAUCAUAGAAGGCAUUGCUCGAGGUCUUCUUUACCUUCAUGAAGAUUCUAGACUUCGCAUCAUUCAUCGUGAUCUCAAAACUAGUAAUGUUCUGCUAGAUGAUGAGAUGAAUCCCAAAAUUGCAGAUUUCGGCAUGGCAAGAUUGGUUAUACUAGAUCAAACCCAUAGUAAUACAAAUAGAAUCGUCGGGACAUAUGGAUAUAUGGCUCCAGAGUAUGCAUAUCAUGGACACUUCUCAGUAAAGUCCGAUGUCUUCAGUUUUGGCGUGUUAGUUCUUGAAAUGAUAUGCGGACAAAAAAAUGGUUACUUCCGUAAUGAAGAAAAUGGGGAGGAUCUUCUUACUUAUGCAUGGACAAAUUGGAGGAGCAUGACAGCUUCAAACAUUAUAGACCCCACAUUAGGGGUUGGUUCAACAACAGAGAUAAUCCGAUGCAUUCACAUUGGAUUAUUAUGUGUUCAAGAAAAUGCAGCUGAUAGACCAACCAUGGCUUCAGUCGUUCUAAUGCUUAAUAGCAACUCUAUCAGCUUAUCAGUACCUUCACGCCCUGCAUUUUUUAUACAUAGCAACGUUGAACCAGAUUCGCAGUCAGAUCAAUCUAUUCUGCUAGCCUCAACAAAUGAUGCUUCAAUUACUGUAUUACAUCCUCGCUAAUGUUUGAUCAAAGUAACUAGAGGUUCUUUAUAUCAGUUUUGAGAAAAGAUUAUUUAUUGAAGUAAGCACGUUGAAUAAUUUUGAGGACUAUACUACCAGCCUUUCUCUUGGCGGGCUGAGUUGCUACUUCGUGAUGUUAUGCAGCAACACAUUAUGAUGACCAUAUUCAAUUGUGUUCAAGAUUUACGUACUCCAAAUAUUCUAAAAGUAAUGCUACAAGUACAAAUUAUUUUAUAACAUUUUUACAAAAUGUUGAUGCA